AUGAUCUACCAAAGUCAAAAAAAUUAUACAUUGAAAGAAUUGGAAGAAAAGGUAAAUUUGGAAGAAAAAGCCUUGUCAUUAACUUUUUAAUACAAGAAGAUUUCAAAAUUCCAAGUGAAAUUGAAUAAUAUUAUUGGAUAAGAAUUGAAGAACUUCCCAUAAAUUUUGCAGAUUAUUUAUGAAAUCAUAAUCAAUUCUAUAAAUAUAUAUUUACUUUAUUAAUUAUUAUUAUUUAUUCAAUUAUAAUAGUUUAUUAUUUUUAAUUCAAUUAAAUUGAGUAGAUAUUAAAUUAUAUUGAAUUAAAAUUUUAUAUUAAUUUGAAACUCUAAAUAUAUUCUGAAAGUUCCUUAAAAUAGUCAUCUUUUUUAUUAUAUAAUUCUUCAGCAUCAAGUAAUAUAUUGGUUAAUAAUUUGAAUUACCAUUAAAGUUCUAUGACUAAUUCAUUUAUAAUGAUUAUAUCUAAAAAUUUGAAAUUUAGCAAUAUAUAAAUUUAAAAUCAUAAAAUACUGCCAUAUAAAGCAUGGAAAGAUUAUUGAAUGAUGAACAUGAUUAAGAAAAAUUUAAUCUCUUUAUAAUGUUAAUAUACCAUAUUAAAUAAAUUGGAGGAGUAGCAUUUAUUGAAGCUAGUUCAUUUUCAUGUUAAAACUGCACUUUUUAAGAGAUAUUAUCAUUAGCUAAUUCUAUUUUUGAUAUCGAUAAAUUAAAUGAAAGCAAUUUAAAACUUUUCUGUAAAUUCAACAAGAUACAGUUUUGA
Molecule: messenger RNA, 754 nt
Organism: Paramecium sonneborni
Lineage: Eukaryota; Ciliophora; Oligohymenophorea; Peniculida; Parameciidae
Source: the annotation of a GenBank genome assembly